Molecule: messenger RNA, 1038 nt
Organism: Saxophila tyrrhenica
Lineage: Eukaryota; Fungi; Ascomycota; Dothideomycetes; Mycosphaerellales; Extremaceae
Exons: 2
Coding region: 1-1038 (345 amino acids)
Biological process (GO): maintenance of mitotic sister chromatid cohesion; mitotic sister chromatid cohesion
Cellular component (GO): chromosome, centromeric region; chromatin; Ctf18 RFC-like complex
Source: RefSeq, a predicted model, not a curated record
AUGUCGACGCAACACGAAAUCAGCAUCCCCUUCUCCCUCCUCCCCGAAGAAUCACAACAGCACUUCCGCCUCCUUGAACUCCCUCCAGAUCUCCUCGACGUAAUAACCGCAGACAACGCCUCCCCCCUCUACCUCAAAUCCCCACCAACAGCUCAAGGAACCGUCGUCAUCUGCACCGACAAUGACACCUAUCCCAUCCGUCAAGUCAGCACCUCCAACAGCCUCUUCAUCACCUCCCCGUCCUUUCCCCUACCAGAUUCGCUAUCCAGUCCGGGAAUACAGGCGAUAGCGCAAUGUACCACCACCCUGGAACUCCUACCCCCUGACUCUUCCGCAUCCGCUGUCCCGUUUAUUAGAGCGGCGGUGCCUGUUUAUGCGUCUACCGGUUCAAAGGGGACUGGGAAGGCGGUUACGAAGCGGGAGCUAUUCGAUAGUAUCCCCCUAAGUGAAGCAGAAUGCGAGACCGUCUGGCGGAAACUCGCGUGUUUCGAACUUGAGGGAGGGGUGGCGGUGGUGCCGAGCGAGAGCGUUCGGCUUCAGGUGUGGCGGGGGAUUCUAACUGCUGCGCGGGCGGAGGGGGCGGAUUUGACGGUUGCUGUUGACAACGAGCAGUGUGAGGGUUUGGUUAGGGGUGAAGACGACUGGCCGGAGGAGUUAGUUGGGGCGUUUUUGAGGAGUAUCUCCGACUCUGCGUACGAUGGGGAGGGGAUGGUGGUGGAUGGAGAGAAACUCGCUCUCUCCCUCGGCCUGGCGUUGCUCAAAGACCGCACAGCCAACGGCCGCAACACGGUGGCAGUGAACGACAUCCAAGCAGAAUGGGCGGACCUCAUGCCCGAGCCGUGGCGGGAGAAAGCAUCGCUCGGUCGAUUAGAAAGCACCAUCAGACGCGAGAAUGGCGGGAAAGAGAUCACGCUCGUCGACAGCGACAGCGUCAAAGCCGCUACAGCCGUUGCGGGCGCAGCCACAGAAGCGAAAUCCACCCUUGGAGCGAAGAGGAAAUGGCACGAGAAGUUUCGGGCGGCGAAGAAGACUGCUUGA